GUGUAUGCAUUCUUUCAUCUAAUUCCCAAGAUUAGUGAGCAGAAUGAGUGGUGUGUGCAUGAAUUCAGGUGCCAAGGCAAGGGUUGCAAAGCCACUGUGAGGCAUUACCUCGAUAAAGGUGAUGCACAUUCGACAGAAAACCUGUGCAAACAUGUGGGCUCAUGUUGGGGAGAAGACAUUUUGAAGGCUGCAGAUGAAGUGAAAGAUGUUGACAAGGUUUGGAAGAAUAUUGUUGGCAGUGUCCUACAAAACAGAUCAAUCACUGUGUCAUUUGAAAGAAAGAGUAAAGGAAACAUCACAUACUCUCACUCAGGACCUGACAUACUUGACAGAGCAGAAAUUGUGCAUUGGGUGUUAGAAAACCUGCAUCCAUUUUAA
Messenger RNA from Suillus subaureus, 378 nucleotides. RefSeq lists its product as uncharacterized. The transcript is spliced from 2 exons. The record is from RefSeq and is a predicted model, not a curated record. NCBI's taxonomy places the organism in Eukaryota, Fungi, Basidiomycota, Agaricomycetes, Boletales, Suillaceae. The annotation marks the transcript as partial.